Haemorhous mexicanus (house finch) is the source of this 9631-nucleotide messenger RNA. It is a transcript of the gene SESN3, whose product is annotated as sestrin 3. Gene Ontology annotation, biological process: regulation of response to reactive oxygen species; negative regulation of TORC1 signaling; cellular response to L-leucine. The transcript has 10 exons. Gene Ontology annotation, cellular component: nucleus. The record is from RefSeq and is a predicted model, not a curated record. NCBI's taxonomy places the organism in Eukaryota, Metazoa, Chordata, Aves, Passeriformes, Fringillidae. The coding region runs from base 73 to 1545 and encodes 490 amino acids. Gene Ontology annotation, molecular function: oxidoreductase activity, acting on peroxide as acceptor; L-leucine binding.
CGGGCAGCUGAGCGGCGCGGAGCGUCCUGGGCCUCCCCGUCCCGCCCGGCCGUCGCCGCCGUCCCCGCCACCAUGAACCGCCUCGGCUCCGGACCCGUGGGCAGCGCCGCCGCCGCUGCCGCCGCCGCCGGGCAGUACCGAGUGUGCGGCAAUUGCCGGAAGGUGCCGAGACAGGAGAAGAGAGUACAGGUCUCCCCGCCGUUGACAAGAGGACCAAGUGCCUUUAUACCAGAGAAUGAAGUUAUGCAAGCAAACGGUUUGGAUGAACGUACUAAUCUUCUUGUGGAAGAAUAUUCUACGUCUGGCCGCCUGGACAACAUCACACAGGUCAUGAGUAUCCACACUCAGUACCUGGAGUCUUUCCUCCGCAGCCAGUUCUAUAUGCUGCGCAUGGAUGGGCCCCUUCCUCUGCCCUACAGGCACUACAUUGCUAUCAUGGCUGCUGCCAGACAUCAGUGUUCCUACCUAAUAAAUAUGCACGUUGAUGAGUUUCUGAAGACUGGUGGGAUUGCAGAGUGGUUGAAUGGUUUAGAAUACAUUCCCCAAAGACUGAAAAACCUGAACGAAAUAAACAAACUCCUUGCACACCGGCCCUGGCUGAUCACGAAAGAGCACAUCCAGAAACUUGUCAAGACUGGGGAAAAUAAUUGGUCUCUUCCUGAACUGGUUCAUGCUGUUGUCCUGUUGGCCCAUUAUCAUGCCUUGGCAAGUUUUGUGUUUGGUAGUGGCAUUAAUCCAGAGAGAGAUCCGGAUACAUCCAAUGGAGUCAGACUUAUAGCAGUCAACAACUUCUGUGUCUGUGAUCUUGCCAAUGACAACAACAUAGAAAAUGCAUCCCUCACAAGUAGCAACUUUGGGAUUGCAGAUUCUUUAAGUGAGCUGGAGGCCCUGAUGGAAAGGAUGAAGAGACUACAAGAAGAUAAAGAAGAUGAAGAAGCCUCUCAGGAAGAAAUGGCAACUCGCUUUGAGAAGGAGAAGAAGGAGAGUCUGCUAGUAAUUAGUGGAGCAUUUGAUGAUGAAAUAGUUUCUACAGAUGUCUCCCGUUAUGUUGAAGAUCCUGGGUUUGGGUACAAAGACUUUGCAAGGCGAGGAGAAGACCAUCUGCCAACAUUCAGAGCUCAGGACUAUACUUGGGAAAAUCAUGGCUUUUCCCUUGUAAACAGGCUUUAUUCUGACAUUGGGCAUCUCCUGGAUGAGAAGUUUCGGAUGGUGUAUAACCUCACAUAUAACACUAUGGCAACACAUGAAGAUGUUGAUACAACUACACUAAGAAGAGCUUUAUUUAACUAUGUCCACUGUAUGUAUGGAAUCAGGUAUGAUGACUACGAUUAUGGAGAAGUGAAUCAGCUACUUGAACGCAGCCUGAAGGUUUACAUAAAGACGGUGACCUGCUACCCAGAGAGAACGACCAAGCGCAUGUACGAUAGCUACUGGCGUCAGUUCAAGCACUCGGAGAAGGUUCACGUCAAUCUACUUCUGAUGGAAGCUCGGAUGCAAGCCGAACUUCUGUAUGCCCUUCGUGCCAUAACUCGUCACUUAACCUGAAGCACUCGCUGGCCAGGAGUACAGGGGCUUUUACUGAGUAUGUAAAGACCUUUCGAAAUAGAUACACACCAGAAGCUGUUUGUGAUGUAGCAUCAGGUUAUUCAAUUCUCUAGUGUCAAAGUUUAGCCGUGCUUCUUGGCGGCUGUAAUGUGCAAUGACGUGUUUUAUUUUCUUGAUGCUUAACAUUACUAAUGAUAAGAAAAGUAACACUGAGGAGCGCUACUCUGCAUUGUGCCCGGCUGGAUUUCUGCACGCUGGUCAGGAACCUGGAACUGGUUUUAUUGUAUCCAAUCCUAGCGCUUUGUUCUUUAGGCACUGGAGUGAAGUGCUUAGAGACUUCUUUUUCCAAGCAAUCAUUUUUCAGAUGAGUGGAGUCCAGCAGAAGAUCAGUUCUGCCUGUCCUGAGAACGUCCCACCACGUCAUGACUCGCGGCAGAGACGCGCGGGCUGUGCCGCAUCGAAUUGCCCACUGGAUUCUCCCGUGUGUCCCGGAGACUGCUGCCAGUCACUGUCUUACUACAGCAAUUGGAGGUGAUGCAAGAUGUGGAUGCAAACAUCGAGCACACUUUAAUGUGAAAUUAAUCUUGAUAAAUCCUACAGCAUGCUACUGAAGUGCAAAAUUAAUUCACGCUUUGUCGUGCCCCUUCGCAAGGAGAAGAGGCCUCACGAUUUGCCAUUUCAGCCACACUUACUGUGUUUCAAUCAUGCAUUGUCUUGUUUUACUGACAGUCACCCUCAGUUGUCCUGACAAUAUCCAUGCUCAUCACGUGUUGCAAUUUGUUUAGUUGGCACCGAUAAAAUUAAUACACAGGCUGACCAAAAAUAGGGUUGUGGGGUUUUUUGCACUCUCUUCUUUAUCAAUGUUUUAACUAAGGAAAGUAAAGGAAGGCUAGUAUAUCUAUUCUUUCAUAUUGGAUGUAUAGAAAUUAUUUCCCGUAACUUUUUCAUAGCAUGAAAUUGUAAUAUUCAAAGUUUUGAAAGUUUCUAUGCAUUAGUGUGAGUGAACAAAAGAAAAGUGCAAUAUUUAAAAAGAAAGCAAGCUUUUUUCCCUGAUAUGCCACUGCUAAAGUGUCCUUCUUAUAUAGCCAUAAAGAAAUUUUAAAACCAAAUUUCUUUAUUGUCUAAGGCCUAGCAGUUUUGUUUUAGCUUUUACGGCUUAAGACAACCUGAUACUGAGAUGCCAAAGCAUCCCCAAAACAAAGCAUUUUUGGACAACCAGUAAUAUUGGGGAAGGGAAGAAAUAAGCUGCCAAAAAUGUCACACUUUUGUGCUAUUUUCUGUUGCUUUUGACUAAUUUUUGAGAGCACAAAAUGUUGAUAUUUAUAGCUUUAUUUUGUAUUGCAUUUAAUGAACCAGUGAAGUGCCUAAAGAGAUGCUUAAACUUACCCAGUAGAACACAAGUUAACUGCUUCAAAUUUGUCGGUUGGUUUGGACUUUUCAUAUUUCUUUUGAGGAGGGUGACCUUUAUUUCUGUGCUAUACAUUCAAAACUAACUGGACAGGUUUACUUUUAACGUUCUGUUGGAUUGUAGUAGUUAAUGCAGGACUUUUUUUUUUCAUUGGUGAUUGCAGAAUUGUUAGAAGAAAAUUACUACCAGUCAUAUUUUGACACUUUACAUUUACAAAACCAUGGACCAGUACUCUACUAAAGUUAGUUUUCUCUUUUCUUCCUUUUCCUGAUCCUUGCUUUGACUUUGCAUGUUGUUUUUUCUGCUUUUCUGUCCGUUCCAGAUUGGAAAGCCCAAUGAUUGUACACUUUUCUGCACUUUCAGACUGCAGACUCUGCAUGUGAAAACCUUUUGAAGAAAAAAUCAGUAAUUAUUUUUUUUUUAAGUGUCAUGUUGGCUCUUUAGAAAACUACCCAACAGACAGCACUGGUCUGUCUGCUAGAGAGCAUUGGGUAGAACAUCAGAUUUAUUUAUCUUGUAUAGCUAACUGCAAAGAUUUCUCAGAAAUACUGAGAUGCUCAUAUGUGUGAACUUAGAUUUGCUUUCUAAAUUGUUAUGAUCCUUUUCCCCCCCUCUUGUGAUUGUAGUGGCCAUAAUGGCUUCUGCUGAGAGAAGUUUUCAUGCAAUACUUCUGGUUUUUUUCAAGUGAUGGGAACUGUUCAGUACUACUUUAAAUUUCUUUGCAUUGAAAAGUCAAGUAGUCCUCAAGAAGCACAGUUGAGCUCUGGAAAGGAGGUGAAACUAGAUUUGAAUAACUAUUGUGAUGGCUUUGUUUCCCCUCAGAAAUGCAAAGACUUCUGGAGUAGUUUGAGUUUUACAUUUGGAAACAUGAGUGCCUUUACUUCUUUCCUUAUGAAAUAUACUUGCCAGCUCAAAUGCCUUCAUGAGCAAAGUGCAUGAGCAGAUUUGAAAUACAGAAACCAUAAAUGGAUUGCUUCAUAAAACUUGUCGUAAACCAGUGUUUUGGUUUGGUUUUUUAAGUGCCAUAUCAAGUCCCAUAUGGCCUGCAAGACAUUCCAUCACAGGAAAUGUCAUUGUACGACUAGUUUGCUGUUUCUCUCUUUUUUUUUUCUUUAAUAUUUCAUGCAAACUUGAAACAUCUGGAAAUGUUUUCCACGUGGCAUUUUUUUUUUUCAAAGAAUUGCAUUUACAGUGCAACAAUUUAUAACCUAGUUUUUAUACACAAAUUUGGGAUUUUUAAUAGAUGUUUGCUCAGAAUAGGUGUUUAAAGUCAGACAAUGCUACCAUACACUUUAUGCAUGCUUUAGGUUCCCACUGUGCCAGCUUUUCAUGUUCAAGUGUUCUUGGAAAUUUUUUUUGCAUUUUUGAAGCAUGCAUGAAUGUGAAUCUUCACACUUUGUUCAUUAAUAUUUUUCUUAAGGGUACCAUAAUGAUUGGAAGUGUAGAUCCUCUCCCUCUGUGUUCCUUCAUUGGAAUUGGUAAUUACCAGCAUUCAUGUUAGUCCACAAAAUCCCAGCUGUGACCAACAUAAAAACAAAGUGUACAGUCUCCUGUCUGCUGAAGAGAAAGCCUGAUAGGUACAAAUUAACCAGCUAGCACAGGGAACACUGUGAGUAGGGAACAGGGCUUCUGAGCAUGAACAGCUUCUUAUCAUUGCAGAGUCACUUAAAAUGUGCGUUGCUGUAGAGUAUGUCCUUGCUCUAUUUUUUUUUGGUAAUGAAGAGAAGUGAAAAACGUGCCAACUGGAGAAAGCAUUUGCAUUUCCCAGAACACUCUACCCACAGCUGAAUUUCAUGAGAGUAUCAUUAUACGAGAACAGAAAUAAUUGUUAAAACAGAAAUAAUAAUUUGGGGUGCAGUUUGUGCAGAUAGCUACUACAGCUAGUGCUGUGGUGCCUGCCCCUCCUCUUCCCUCUCCAGGAAGUUGUAACUGCACUGGGGGUCUCCCCUCAGUCUCCUCCAGGCUGAACAAACCAAAUGACCUCAGCCACUCCUCAUAUGGCUUCUCCUCAGGGCCCCUCACCAUCCUUGUGGCCCUUCUUUGGAUGCUCCCUAGUAGUUUCAUAUCUUGCAUAUUGGGGCACCCCAAGCAGCACACAGGACUCAAGGUGAGGCUGCCCCAGUGCAGAGCAGAGCGGGACAAUCCCCUCCCUUGCCCAGCACCUUGAUCCUUGAAAAGGAUUUACUUCAGCUGUAAGAGUUAAAGAAUUGCCACUAUCACCUCUUCCUAUGUAUUAAAUAAAGUUUUAAGGACAGGAAAAUCAGUGCUUGUAAACAAUUGCAGAUGUAAGUAUAAAUUUAGAACAGAUCAGAAGAGAACAAAAAGGAAAAUAUUUUGUUGCUCUGUUACUUGAGUGCAGAAAGUCAAAGCGCCAGAUUAUUCAAUUGUGUUUUUGUUUGUAGUGCUACUGAUAUUUUCAUGGGAUUUGAAAACCCAGCUGGCUGCCUGAAUUUCAAUGGGGAUUUAAGCACCCAGGCACUCAGCAAAAUCCUAGAAGAUGCCCACUUGAAUGUUUGAGUCAGAUUUUUAAAGAAACUGAAUCACCUAAAUGAAAUAGAAUAAAAUUAAUUUCCAGAGACUAAAGGAAUAAUAUGUACCGGAUCCAUGUGAUUCACAGUGAUUGUUAAUGAAAUGACUUGUUUUGGGGACUUAAUGUAGACUUAGAGAGAUCCCUCCUAAAGCAGUUAAACUGUAAGCCACUGCUCUUGCAGAACAGGUUCUCAAUGUUUCUCAUGUAUGUGUGUUUUCCAUGAACAUAGGCAUGCAUUUCAGGCUCAUGACCCAGAAUUUGGACUCCCUUUCAGAAGAGCUGGGUUGUUUAAGCUCUACUUGCAGGAAACAUUCAUUGGUGGUAGUAAGUGGAAAGAAUGUGCCUGAACUAAAAAUUUUUGGAUCAAAAGAAAUACCCCAAAUAUUGAUCUCAAGUGAUGUCCUUUCAGUUACUUUCUAUAAAUGUUUGGAUCCUUCUCCCAUAAAUAAGGGGUGGUGUUGCACAAAACAAAGGAAGAGGGAGUGGAUUUGUUGUAAAUGAACUUUGCCAGAGCAGAUCUGACUAUACAGCUGUAAGAUUUAGUUGCUGUUAGCAGUCAUUCCAAGAGCUGGACAAAAUGUCAGUUUUCAUUACCUGAACUUCAGGUUUACUGUUCCUCAUGUCCCCCAGCACUAUGUUUGUCUGAAAAGAUGCAUCCACCAGCUUUCCUAUAUUUGGGAAUUGUAAGUGAAACAUUUUAUCUCCAAAUGAAAAUUAAUACAGUAUUUCAUACCUAUUGCAUAGAUUACAGGUGUGAGAGAUGAAGAGAGCACAGUAGUAUGAGGAAACUUCAGGAGCAUCUUGAUCAGUGUUAAUUUAUUCCUUAGAGCACAUUUCCUGGCAGGUGGUCAUGCUGCUGCUCCCCCAGUCUGCAUCAGGUCUCUCUUGCAGAUAUUUAAUCCUUUGCUGCUCAUCAGGGGAAAAAUUGUCAUUUUCCAGCCUGCCACCACCCCUGUCCUGCAUCAAGUGCUUCCUGUCUUCCCAGUUCCCAACCCCAAGCAGCCUCCCAGCUGCUGGGACAACCUCCCAGCCUUAACCUUGAAAACAAGGUUCCUCUGUCACUGCCUGUUGGUAAGGGCAGAGGCUCUUUCUCACAUUUAGAAUUGCCGUAGUAGAUUAUUUCUGGACAGGAAAACGCUAAAUGUGCUUCAAAAGGAUGAAACUCAGUAUUUGCUUAGUAGUGUGUCAAAGAGUUACAGAGUCAAAGAGUGUGUCUGGAGUUAUAGUAAAAAUGCAGUGGAUUCACUAAGGAAAUUUUCUUUGGUGAAACACCCCAUGCUUGAGCUAUCAGCUGUGCAGGUUCUCAGAGGGACAUCUAAGAGGGAAUUUGAGGUCCCCUUCUGCCAGGCAGGCUUACAGGGCCACCUGGCUGGCAGUCCCUUGGGUGCUUUGCAGCCAGGCAGACUGCAUCCAGCCUCUGGAACAAGUGGAUUUGGGUUUUUCAUUUAUCUGUGGGAAAAAAUCCAAAUGCACGUUGUGAAGCAGCUGCUGGAGACAGAGUUGGGUGUUCCUAGGGUAUUGAGUACCAUCAGGGCUUGUGGAAAAUAGAAACCUUGUUCCUGACAGUAGUUAGAGGUACUGGAGGUGCCAGUUGUUAGAGUAACUGUGGGGAGCCAGGCAGUCUGUCGGCAUCAGGAGGCACAGGCGCUCCAAGGGGACACGGCCGGCGCAGGAGGAGUUGAGGUAUUGGUCAGCUGAAGAAACUUCCCUGAUGUGUCUGAGAGGUUAUUUUGUGUGCCUGUGCAUAGGGGAGGUGGUGGAGGAUGCCUCCUUCCACGGUGUCCAGAGGGCUUCUUUGGGAACAGAGCUGGGACCCUUUCCUUACUCCAGAGAUGGAGUAGGGGAAGGGAACCACUCUGCCCAAGAAAAACUUGCUGCUGUUGAAUUGCAUUUUCUCAUCCCCAUCAGCCCUUUGAAGGGAGUUUUGAGUCAAAAUGGGUCAAUCACUAAGCAUUGUGUCUCCAGCUGCGGAGUCUGGGGGGCAGCAACAGCAGCAGCUCCAAACACCAACAGUCCAAAGCUGUGUCUCAUUCCUCACUCCAUGCUCAUGUCGUGCCACCAGACCCAAACCUCUUCCCUCCAGCCCAGCUGCCACGUGCCCAGGUGGCUGCAGGAGCAGCCCGCUCAUGGUGGUGGGUGCUGUGGCCACUUUUAGGGGGAAAAUAAUAAUAUGUAGGCUACAACCCUUGGACUCUGCUAGGCAGUGCAGUCAGAGGUCUUUUCACGACUGUGACCAGAACUGGAUAUGAACUGUAGCUUAAAAAAAUAGGAAUUUUGCAAACUUGAAAUCUCUCGAUUUUACCCUUUUCUCCUUUUGCUGGAAAGCCACACGAUGAAUGUAUAUGCUUUACCUUCUAUCCGACAUAACUGAAAAUCAGACUGCCAACUCCUUGUUUUGUAUUAGCCUUUUUUUUUAAAAAAAAAAAAGGAAAGUUUGUGAGCAAUAUAUGUAGCAUGCUGUGAACGUCUGUUUUGAUCUUUAUAGUUACUCUUUAAUCCAUCAGUAUUAACACCAGUUCUUUUUUGUGUUCCCCUUGGUACUUUGUACGCAGUGUAAGCAGAAGCUGUGAUCGGCUUUGCAGUCCUGUGCCAUGUUACUGUAACUCCCUGAUUUUUUAGGAAGCACCUGACUGUGGGCCACCCUGGGGCAGGUAGCGUGCCCGUACACGACUGCCACUUUUCGGUCUCUUGUACUAUGUAUAGUUCUAAGUAGAAUAAGCUUUUUAACAGAAUAUUGAUGCGGUUAUUGAUGAGUCACGCAGGCUGCAAGUGUCUGGUGUGUGAGAGUCUUUGUAUUUAUAGUUGUUGGGGUUUGGUUUUUUUGUUUUGUUGUUUUGUUUCGUUUUUUUUUUAAAUUCAUAAAGUAGCAAACUUGAUAAACAUAGCCACUUUAAACUGCUCUUGCUAAACAGACCCUGCUGUAGAUAAGAUACCACUGUAGAUACAGGGAGAAGCACCAGCCGACCUCUCUCGACUGUGGGGAGCCAAGCCCCUCUCUGCACAAAGCACGGUCCGAGCCACACGGCCACCCUGCCUGUGACCCAAACACGGCCAAGGUUGGGGCCUGGCAUCUGUUUCAGCCCCCUGUGCCCCUAAGCCUGCUGCAGGCUGCCUCCCACACUCUGCUCACCAGUGCACGGGGCAAGCACGAGCUCGCUGGCAUGAGAGGGAUGGACAGACCAGCUGCUGGACCACGAACAUGGUCAUGGCAUUUGUGCAGCCAAAAAGAUUCCAGGCCUCUCUCGAGUGCAAAAAUUAGCCCCUGAUUUGCUGACUGCAGAGCCUGGCACAUGGGGGUAAGAAGCAGCACUGGCUCCCUGUUGGCAGCCGUGGGUCUGAGCCCCCUUGGCUGGGGCAGCAGGCAGGGCAGCGCUGUGCCCAGAGAGGGGUGUUCCACUGCAUCUCCCACCUCUGACCCUCUGGACAGGGGGUGAAUUGUACCCAGCCCAGCAGCUGUCAGCUCCUGCCUCCUUGUGCUGCGGCCAUGCGGGCGUUUUGGGACGGAGGGUUAAGGACAGAGCUCUGAUACUGCAGCUCCCUGCCACCCCCAGGAAGUGAGGAAGUGUGGUAGCUCUGUGGGUCCCACAGUCCCUGCAGCAUCCUGUGGGCAGGUGGCACAUCUCCUGUCCUGCCUCCCAGGUCACCACCUGUCCUGAGCCCCAGGGAUAGGCCACGGGAUCCAUGCUCUCAUGGGAGAUUUGCCUGCAAGGUGAGGCAGCUGCUAGGAGCUCACUGUGGGUUCCCACAGCAGCUUUUGUCAUUUCUUUCCUGUUGUUGCUGGUUGGGUUUGUUGUUUUUUUUCUUUUUUUUUUUUGAAAGGACAGACUGACCUAGUGGGAUGGAAUUUUUUGUGUGUGACUUUGUUAGUUUUUAAGUUACCCGACUUGAAUUUAUCUGAACAGAUGCAGAAGGAACUUUCUUUUUUUGUGAGUUAAGAGACAAAAUUGCAUUUUUAAACAAAGGAAUCAUGUAUUAACAUUUUAACAGCAAUUCAUAAAUCUGCACUUUUUAUGAGGUUUUGAAAAAUCUAUUUAUAGGUACGGAACAAUGGGGUUUGUUUAAAACUGUAUCGCAUUUAUACUUGCUGAAAUUACUUUCAUUGUUAUCAGUAGGAAUUUCAUUGGUUAAAUAAAAUGGAUAAAACCUGA